Molecule: messenger RNA, 930 nt
Organism: Cercopithifilaria johnstoni
Lineage: Eukaryota; Metazoa; Nematoda; Chromadorea; Rhabditida; Onchocercidae
Source: the annotation of a GenBank genome assembly
AUGGCUGAUAGAUGCAGUUUGAAGGAGCGUUUGCAAGAAAGUACGGAAGAUCUGGAAGCAACUGUCAAAAUGAUAGUUGCAUUUGUUCUGGACAGGAAUCGAAGCUGUGGAUCACUAACAUCUCUUUGUAAAUCGUUCCGCAAGAAACAUAGUGAAUUAACAAAACUACUUGCCAAAGUGCCUGCUCAUCAGCAAAGAGAGCGAGAGAUCCGAAGAUUGGAAGCAGAAGUUGAAGCACGGGAUAAAGUUCUUGGAGAUUUGCAAAAGCAAUUGAUGGCUGCGGAGAAGCUCAUUACUAAGAUGGUUUUUCAGGCUGAUAAAAAGGUAAAGGAAAUGCAUCAGUCAGAAGCAAACAGAGUAAACAGUGAAACGGUCAUUCGUUUCGCCAAUCAGAUCAGUAGAACAUAUGCCGUCGCAGCGCCACUUGGUUGGCAACUAGGCGAUACAUCUCGUCCAUAUCCUACUGAGGCAGAAUUACGUUUAUCGGCAUUGGCUGCUCCACGUGUAAUAGUUCAGGCAGCUCCUCCAGCAUUAUCUUUGCUUCGUCAACCUACUGUCAGUACUAGUGGAAUGUUGCGUGGUAGCGGACGUGGUGCAUCACCAAUGACGUCGUAUUCGGUAGCUAUGCAACAGCAACAAAGAUCAUGGAGUCCACGCAGCGCAUUCGUUCAACAAUCAUCUUCAUCACCUCGAGGUAGAAGUGCGGCAGGCCGCGGUAGCAUCAUAUCGCCGCGCAUUAACGCUGCACCAGGUGCAAGCAUGUUGCAGCGACGUCCAUCUAUGACGGGAAGUAGUUCGCAUUUAUCCAGUCCCUCAUCAUCCUAUCAAGGUCCCAUCAGAGGAAGACUUCCACCGCCAGUGACAAAUGUUGAACAGAUGAGCUCUGACUCAAGCAGUAGUUCGAGCAGUGAUGAGGGUAGCCCAUCUUAA